Magnolia sinica is the source of this 1376-nucleotide messenger RNA. RefSeq names its product glucose-1-phosphate adenylyltransferase large subunit 1, chloroplastic-like. The record is from RefSeq and is a predicted model, not a curated record. The coding region runs from base 900 to 1223 and encodes 107 amino acids. Gene Ontology annotation, molecular function: glucose-1-phosphate adenylyltransferase activity. Lineage: Eukaryota; Viridiplantae; Streptophyta; Magnoliopsida; Magnoliales; Magnoliaceae. Gene Ontology annotation, biological process: glycogen biosynthetic process. The transcript has 4 exons.
ACAUCAUGGUCAUAUGAUGUAAUGGUGCUGUAUUUAGGGGUAUGUAUAUCCUUUCCUGAUAUCUUUUAAUUGGAUACAACCCAAAUGGUGCCAAGGAAUAAUGCAGAGUUUUUAUUCUGACCAGUAUUACCUAAAACACCAAACACCCCACGUUUUCCGUUCGAGAUUGAGCAAUCCAGAUUAUGGGUCAUCUGUGAUCUGGGCAAUAUUUUUAGCGACCCAAAAUUAUGGUUUUAUAUUCUUAAUAUUGAUUAAGUAAAUGAAAAUUUAUAUUUACAAUGAAGAUACUUCUACUUUUAUUAUUUGUUAUAAAUUUAUAAUAUAACACUAAGCAUGCAGGGUCUAUAAUAAUAGCAUCCAUCAUUUCAUAUAUGAAUUAAAAUAUGAUUUCAUAUACAAAACCAUAUUGCAUACACAUUGUAUGUAUUGGAGUGACGGAUAUGAACCUACCCCUAGCGUACCACGUAAUGGAGGAAGUAGCAAUGUAGCAUAUUGCAUGCUGGUUCCCAUACUAUGUACCAAAAUGACCCACGAUCCAGGUAACCAUGAUUCGGACACUGUUUAAAUUUUUACAACAUAGGUAAUCAUUUUGUAAAUUAAUUUCUUACUCCCAAAAUUAGUUAUUUCAAUAUUGAAGGAGUUGUUCCCAAAAGGAACAAGACAUCAACCAACAGAUUAUGAGGUUGUCUUUAAGCCCACCAGUUGCUCUGUUAUAGGAUCUUGCUAAAUCCCCUUUUUAAAUUUAGAUAAAGUCAGUAAAUGUUUUAGCUAUUAGACUAUCAAAAAUACAUCGACGGCAUCGAUUCUCAAAUUAGCAAUAUGCUGACUUUCAUUUUGUAGGAUGCCAGAGGCAAGGAGAUUGAGGAUGUAUUGAUUCUCUCGGAGAUCAUUUGUACCAUAUGGACUAUAUGGACUUGGUUCAGGGCCAUCAUCAAAGUGGUGCAGAUAUUACUAUUGCUUGUCUCCCUAUGGAUGACAGUCGUGCCUCAAACUUUGGUUUAAUGAAGAUAGACAACAAAGGAAGGGUUCUUUUCUUUAAUGAAAAGCCCAAAGGAGAGGAAUUGAAAGCAAUGGCGGUGGAUACUACAGUUUUGGGCCUUUCACGAGAGAAGGCAGAAAAGAAACCAUACAUUGCUUCCAUGGGAGUGUAUGUCUUCAAGGAGAUACUCUUGAAUCUUCUAAGGUAUGGUUUUCAAGCUGCAUAUAGAUUCUAUGAUUUUUAAAAGAAGAUGAAAUUGAAGUUUGUUAAGAAAUGUUCCCUACAUUUCUAAUCCAGUGAACCGUCACAUCUUUUGUUCGAAAUGAGUGACAACGCACAUGAAUUGGCAUGCAGAAAAUAUACUUGAAGUUCCUUGUGUGAUUCAUUACUAUUAUUA